UUUCUGUGAGGCAUUUUUUUCUCCUGGAAGAGAGGCGCUGAUUGGCCCCAACCUGGUGUAAUGAAAAUUUCCAAUGUAAACUCAUUUUCCCUCAGUUUCAGCAAUUUUAAAUCUAUAUAUAGAGAUAUCUUUGUCAGAAUUGCAUUGUUAGCUUCACCUUGUAAACUAAUUGUCUCACAUUGUCAUUACAAAUUGAGCCCUAUUAAUGCAUCUCACCUCCCAACUGAUCCCAGCUCUGGUCUGCCUACUAGCAUGUACCAGCAACUGCCUCCAUGGACGCGAGCUCAUCCUCUUACAGGAGAUCAUCAAAACACUGAACAACCUCACAGAGACAAAGGACCGGUACAUGGAGCUGACUGUAGCAGAAGUCUUGCCUGUCCCAAAGAACACAACUGAGAAGGAAGCCUUCUGCAGGGCCGCAAUGGAGCUUCGGAAGAUCUACCCCCCACACCCCAAGGACGUGACUGGGAAACACCUGAGCAAACUUGACAGGAACCUCAGCAGGUUGGCCAACAUGAACUCCUGCCCUGUGAAUGAAACCAAGAAGAUCACCUUGAAAGAACUCUUGGAAAGGCUAAAGCAGACGAUGAAAAAGAAAUACGCCAAGGGUUGA
Messenger RNA from Rhinolophus ferrumequinum (greater horseshoe bat), 613 nucleotides. RefSeq names its product interleukin 4 (gene IL4). Gene Ontology annotation, molecular function: cytokine activity; growth factor activity; interleukin-4 receptor binding. The coding region runs from base 206 to 613 and encodes 135 amino acids. Gene Ontology annotation, cellular component: extracellular region. The transcript is spliced from 4 exons. Gene Ontology annotation, biological process: negative regulation of complement-dependent cytotoxicity; innate immune response in mucosa; positive regulation of defense response to virus by host. Lineage: Eukaryota; Metazoa; Chordata; Mammalia; Chiroptera; Rhinolophidae. The record is from RefSeq and is a predicted model, not a curated record.